AUGUAAGAAAAAAUAACUAUUAAACUUGAUCCAUAAAACCCAAAUUAGAGAAAAGAGGAUGAUGAGGAGUCAGAUUAAUCAAAGGAAGAUAAUAAUAUUUCUGAUUCAAAAAACUCUGAAAAAAAUAAUUAAUCAGAAUUAUUAAUAAAGAUGAUUAAAAGCACAGUUUAUAUUUAUGCAUAUUUCACCAUAAGCAUUAAAAUAUUAAACUUGUUUAAAUCAAAGUACAAAUUCAUGUGGAAUAUGUAUGAGCAUAUUAAAAAAUGA
This is a messenger RNA of Paramecium sonneborni, 267 nucleotides long. The record is from the annotation of a GenBank genome assembly. Lineage: Eukaryota; Ciliophora; Oligohymenophorea; Peniculida; Parameciidae.